Molecule: messenger RNA, 926 nt
Organism: Moneuplotes crassus
Lineage: Eukaryota; Ciliophora; Spirotrichea; Euplotida; Euplotidae
Source: the annotation of a GenBank genome assembly
AAUGCAUAAAAUACAAAACGAGGAAAGUAAAUUUGACAAUACUUCUGAAGGCAACACUUCUAAUUCAGAUGACUCCCAUAUAAAAUUCUUGUUCCGGUCAGCACUGGAUGUAGGCUCUUCAUUCUUAAAGAUCGAGCCUGAUGUUGAAGAUGUCAGUUUUUAUCAGACAAGAGAGGGAACAAUGGUGGGAAAAGUAUACCUCGAAAAUUCAACUCCAGGAGCUCCUGUUGCCUUUUAUGGAUGGUCUUCUCAUUUACUUGAUGUUGAAAUCACUCCAAAUUAUGGAUUUAUCAUGCCAGGAGAGUUUCAAUACGUUGAGUUCGAAUUGCCAACAGAUGAUCCUGAAGAAGUCGGAAAAGGGCUUUAUUUCAUCAAAGCUUUGCCUCUUGCAAAAAACUUUGAUAUGGACGAGCUUGAGGAAAAUAUUGACGAAGUAUUCCAUGAUCACAAUCAAAUGAUUCUAUUUACACUAGCUACUUUAUCUGGUCAAGCAAACCUGGAUCAAAUAGCUGAUGAAGUAGAAUACGAUAACCAUAUCGAUAGAGAAAACAUUAUUUACACAAAAGACUACAAAGAUAAGAUAGAGAAUGAGAAAAGAUUGUAUAACAACAAAAUUUUAGCUUCUAAGCCUAACCAGCAGCAAGAACAAAUAGCCAAGCCAGAAGCUGAUGCCUCUGUGCCUGAAAUUGAAGAAACAAGGUCACAGCCUAGAGAAUCAGAUCUUCUUGGCUUAAAUGAGCCUUCAUCUUCAAAAGAAAUUGAUGUAUUCCAACCGUCAAGGGAUAAAUCUAAUACUUUGACUAACGAUUUCCACCCUACCCCAAAAGACGAAGAAGAAAGUGGAGAGGCUUACCAAAAGGAUAACUAUUCGGACUCAAGCAGCUCAGUAGAUGACACCAAAGAGAUGAGAUAAGACUCAUAAAUUU